Molecule: messenger RNA, 2303 nt
Organism: Scaptodrosophila lebanonensis
Lineage: Eukaryota; Metazoa; Arthropoda; Insecta; Diptera; Drosophilidae
Gene: jus
Exons: 7
Coding region: 291-1985 (564 amino acids)
Source: RefSeq, a predicted model, not a curated record
GUUAUAGCGCGUGGACGAGUUGUGUGCGACAAAAUCGUGACAAAAGUGACAAAGGAAUAUUAUAUAGAAAGAAGAAAACUUACAAAUACUAUAGCAGGAGCAGCAACCACAGACAACGACCAUAAAAAGGCAACGAGGAAAUUGCAUUAUCAUAAAACUUAUGUGAAAGAGAGAAAGCAGGCAGCUACCAAGUGACAAACGACGACGCCAGCAGUGCCAAAGGGCAACAACAGCAAUUUGAAGAGGAGAAGCAGAAUGGAUGAGGAGCACGACGACGACUAUCAAAUAAUAUGAGAUUGGAUGGGGCUUUGGAGCCCCGCCACGGAGCUGCACCAUUGCAGGGCCGCUCCAUUGGUGUUGCCAAGUUUAGGCGCGAAACUCGUGAAAAAUGUGAGACAAAGCAACAACAAUGCGCCGAUGAAGACGAAGAUGCAGCAACAGCAACAGCAGAAGCAGCAGCAAUUGUCAAGUGUCUGACAAACACAAGCAGCAACAAUAACCACGACUUGUCCAACACUUGUCGUUGGAUAAAGGCUAAAAAAGUGGCUCUGCAGCUGCAGUCAGCAAUUAACGCUAACCAACAACAGCAGCAGCAGCAGCAACAGCAACAGCAAGAACAACCGCAACACUUGUGGCCUCCAAGUCUAGCAACAAAGCAAAGCGAGCAACAAAGCGCCAGCAACAAUACCAAGAACAGCAACAACAAAGCUGGCUUGGACUUAAACAUUAAAGGUGUCGCGCCAACCCCUGCAGCAGUAGCAGCAACAGUAACAGCAACAGCAACAACAACAGCGUUGAAUUGGCCCGCCAUUUCUUUGUGCGGAAACGUGAAACGCGCCAUUGUCGCGUCCCUAAAAAUGCGUGCCCAACAAUCGUUAAUGCUAAUGGCUGCCAGCGCCGUCGCUAUCGCCGUCGCCAGUGUCGUCGCCCAGUUUAGUAAGGCUAGUCGAGGCACUCGUACUCGUCCUCGUCCUAGCCCACAUCCUCAUCGCAGGGCUGUGCAACUCGACACGGCCCUACUGUGCCUGAUUUCUGCGCUCGCACUGCUGCCAAUGCUAACGCUCGGCGAUGACGGGGACAAUUUCUUUGCGGUUAAUAGCUUCAGCAUGGGACCGGAGACGACAACACCCGAAUUCGAUUAUGCCAGCCGGGGGCAAAAGAAGUAUGGCGAUAAGUGCGACAAUACUUUGGAAUGUGGCUUUCCCGGCUCCAUCUGCGAUCCCAAGAAGAAGUCCUGCCAGUGCACCGAAGAUCUGCCUGUCACCAAUCACUAUGAUAAAUGUGGCAAAGAGGCCGCCGUCAACGAGUCCUGUUUCUUCAAUGAGCAAUGCGAGGUUAAAUAUUUUCAGACGGAAUGCCGCGAUGGACGAUGUAUUUGUCGGUUCGAGAUGUCGCCUAUUUGGGGCAAGGAUGGCUCUGUCGAGUGCAAAGGUCGCCAGGAUAAGCGCGGACCCGAGACAUACAUUGAUCCGGCCAUGAUUGGCGUACUGGUAGGAAUGGCAUUGAUGUUUAUUAUUAUUUGUGUCGUCCUACGAUUGUUUAGCCAAGCUCGCUGGCAUGACAAUCGGACAAUCUUUAAUACGCCCAAUCCGCGCCUGAUGAAUGUGUCGCUACUAAGGGACAGCAAGCUGUUGCAUGGCCAGGAGCGACGUGGCUCCCGAAUGUCGGUGAGAGCACCCUCCCGCCAGCCCAGCAUGGCCUCGUUGCGCCCCCACUCGCCCAAUCCGUCGCUAGGUAAGACAGAUUCGCAUGGCACCGCCAGCAACGCCUCGGCCGCAUCGGUGCGCUCGAAUCGCAGCAAUUCCGUGGCACCGGGAAAGGUGUCUAGUGCCCAGCACGAGCGUCACGGAUCGGCGCAUCGUCAGCACGGACAUCAUGCAGUGCAGUCGCCACAGGAUCAGAAGCUGAUCACCAACAUCACGGCGAACCCGAAUCCGGUGGCUGAGAGCGUUACCGUCGAAAUUAUCGAACCGGUGUCAAAGUAAAGGCGGAAUGGAAACAUUGGAAACACCCGAAUACACACACACACAUAUACACAAACAAACAAACGGAAUGUUCGAAAUCGUACAUAUAUAUGUAUAUGCACGCAAUAAUAAGGCCCAUAUGGUCAGACACACAUAAUGCCAUGAAUAGUUUUUUUUAAACGAAACCAUUUUUUGCAAUUAACGACAAUUUUUAAUGAAAUAUUAUAUACAAGGCAUAUAAACAUUUUUGCAGACACACGAGAAAUCAAAUGCUAAUUACAUAAUUACUUACAUAUAUAUAUAGCGAGCAAUCUAUGUAUAUAUUGUCCAGAUAUAUAC